AUGGUCGAAAAGCCUCAAACCCCAUUGUUUUCAGAAAUCUUAGCGGGUAGCGUGGGCGUCUUCAACAGCACUGGCCUGUGCCACUGGCGGUCCGUGGACUGGUCAAGGAUCACAUCCCACGAGGAAGAGAGUCUCAUCAACCCUAACAACCUCGAGUCCUCCUCCAACUGCACGUGUGAUCCUCUGUGCUCGAGUGGGUGCUGGGGAGAGGGAGGUGACAGCUGCCUCAGCCUCGAAGCCUGUUCUCCAGAGUGCCACGGGUUCCCUUGCUUUGGCACGCGCCCCGAGGAGUGCUGCCACCCUUUCUGCGCUGCCGGGUGCACGGGGCCUUCGAGUAGGGAAUGCCGGGCCUGCCGUUUCUUCAGUGACGAUGGCGAGUGUGUCCUGGAGUGCCCCUCCGUAUUCCAGUACAAUGUCACGACUUCUUCCUGGGACACAGAUCCUCAAGGGAAGUACUCCUUCGUCAACAUGUGCGUCGAGGACUGUCCUACGCCCCUGCUUAAGGAGGGAGGAACGUGUGUCCGGGAAUGCUCGCAGGGGAAGAGGGAGCAGGAAGGGGUGUGUGUUCCGUGUGAAGGCCCCUGUCCUAGGGUCUGUCACGGCGUCGGUGUCGUCCAUGCUGGGAACGUCCAUUUGUUCGAAGGAUGUACGACCAUUCAAGGAUCUCUAAUUCUGUCAAAUGCAUCCUUCUCGGGGUAUGAUAAGACAAUGCCUCAUGAUACAGUUAUUCAAGGAUAUCCAGCCAUGGAUCCUAAAGAACUUGAAAUCCUUAGUACAGUCGAAGAAGUAACAGGGUACAUAGACAUCCGAGCAUCGCAUCCUCGUCUUGCAAACCUCAGCUUCUUAAGGAAUCUUGAAGUCAUUGGUGGCGAGAGUCUAACUGAACACUCGUCUUCAGUCCUUAUCACGGGGACCUCUCUGGAAAACCUCGGCCUCACAUCUCUCAGGACAGUUAAAGCUGGACACAUCAGGAUUACUGACAACACGAAUCUUUGUUAUGUGGAGAACGUUCGAUGGGGAAAGAUCAUCGAAGACAGUGAAGAGAGAGUACAUCUUAUGAACAAUGCUGAAGGUGGAAGCUGCACUGCUGCUAGUUCCGUGUGCCACGAGGCUUGCAGUGACGAUGGGUGCUGGGGACCUGGGCAGGAUCAGUGCCUUUCCUGCAAGAACUUCAGACUCCAUAGCACAUGUGUGGAGAACUGCAAUAUCUCCCGUGUCUUCCAGGUGAAUUCCAACACCUGUGACUUCUGCCACGAAGAAUGUGAAGAGCGGUGCUACGGCUUGGACUCCGACCAAUGCGAACGAUGUAAGCAUGUGGAAAGAGGAUCAAAUUGCGUUCGAGAAUGUUCCCCUGAGGAAUUUGAAGACAAUGGAGUCUGUCUUCCUUGCCAUUCUAGUUGCAUACACGGUUGCUCAGGACCGAACAAUAUCAUGGGUGAAGGAGGCUGUACAAAGUGUGCCAAAUAUGGUAUAAAUGACAACUUGGAAGUGACUCACUGUCUCCCUCAUGGAUUCCAUUGUCCAGAAGGAGACUUUUUCGACUGGUUGGUUCUCGAAGACAGCGGGAACGUAUCAUCAGGGUCUCGUUGUUAUCUGCAAUGCGAUUUAAAAUUUCCAAAGGGCAGCGGUGUACAGUAUGACUGCAAUCACCCUUGCCCUGAGGAGUUCCAGGCAUUUCAGGCUGUACCUGCAUGUAUUGCAGAUAAGCGACAUGCCCAUAGAAAUCUUGUCAAUAAGGUAAACAGACAAUUAAAUAGAGAAGAACAAUUUAGAUAUUAUAAUGCUUACAUCAGCACUGAUCGCCUAUAUGCUCAUAACCUUGCAACGGACCUUGACAGCCUCGGGGACACGGACGAAUUGCGCUUGUAUGGAAUGACCAUCGCCAUGAAAGACAAUGUUGACGUCGCCAACAUGCCACAUACUGCAGGGCACAGGAUGCUGUCGAAUUACGUCCCAAAGGAGGAUGCACCGAUCUCUUCUUCCUUAAAGAAAGCAGGAGCCAUCAUCUUGGGGAAGGCUAAUAUGCACGAACUGGCAUAUGGCGUAACUAGCAGUAAUGCAGCUUUUGGUCCUGUCAGAAAUGCGUUCAAUUCAAGCAAAUUUGCAGGUGGGAGCAGUGGUGGCACUGCCACUGCCGUUGCCCUUGGGUUGGCCGAUGCCGGCGUCGGGUCGGACACCGGCGGGUCUUCUCGGAUCCCGGCGGCGGUGAGUGGCAUCGUGGGCUUCCGUCCCUCCACGGGUCGCUACCCGCCCGGGGGCAUGACUCACCUCUCUUGGACUCGUGAUACCGCCGGCCCGAUGGCCAGAGACGUGCGCACAGUGGCGGCGCUUGACGCUGUCCUGGCUGGAUCCGCCUUCAGCGAGCUUCCAACGAUAAACCCGAGCGACAUCCGGCUGGGGGUGCCAAGGACUCACUUCUACCAGAAUCUCUCCCACGACGUUUCUGGUCGCAUGGAGGAAGUUCUAAAGAUUCUCUCUGCUGAAGGCAUCGAAUUAGUAGAAGCUGACAUGCACCGCGUGCCAAGAUUGACUGAACUGACCGGAUUCCCUGUCAUAUUUUACGAGUGUCUAGUCGCUUUCCAGCAACUCCUCAACCGAACAAAUUUGCCGGUGACUUUAAAUGAAUUUGUUGAUGGGAUUUCCAGUCCAGACGUUAAGAACAUCGUAAAAUCUAUUCUCUCCGACCCCGUCCCAGAAGAGAAGUACCGCCAAUCCUUACACCACUACCGCCUGUUGCUGAAGGAAGCUUUCCGAGAGUACUUCGACCUCAACCGCGUCGACGCCGCCAUCUUCCCGUCCGUGCCCGCGCCGGCCGGGGACGUCGUCGGGCGCGAGGACCCUGCGGUGCUCGGCGGGGAUCCCAUGGCCACGGUGGCGACCUACAUCCGGAACACGGACCCGUCGAGCAACGCGGGCGUGCCGAGCCUCGCGAUUCCGAUGGGCGUGAACGGCGAGGGCUUGCCGAUGGCCCUGCAGAUCGAGGGGCCGGAAGGGAGCGACAGGGAGCUGCUCGCGAUCGGCGCCGCCAUCGAAGGGAUUCUUCUGAAGAGUCGCGGUGUUUGAGAUGAAUUGUAUUAAUAUUUUCAGUACUGCGUUACAAAGCCUCAUAUUCGUUCUCCUGGAAUGAUAUAUAGUAAUUAUAAAGUGAAAAUCAGA
Molecule: messenger RNA, 3156 nt
Organism: Penaeus vannamei (Pacific white shrimp)
Lineage: Eukaryota; Metazoa; Arthropoda; Malacostraca; Decapoda; Penaeidae
Source: RefSeq, a predicted model, not a curated record